Musa acuminata AAA Group (dessert banana) is the source of this 803-nucleotide messenger RNA. RefSeq names its product pectinesterase inhibitor 12-like. Gene Ontology annotation, molecular function: enzyme inhibitor activity. Lineage: Eukaryota; Viridiplantae; Streptophyta; Magnoliopsida; Zingiberales; Musaceae. The coding region runs from base 81 to 635 and encodes 184 amino acids. The record is from RefSeq and is a predicted model, not a curated record. The transcript has a single exon.
UAUCUCCAACCUCCGCCUCCCUCUUCUCUGCCACUGCUCUUUGGCUCUCCUCAGUUUCCAAACCCUCCAAGAGAGCCACCAUGGGUCGACAGCACCAAACCGCCUCUCUCUCACUCAUCCUGCCUGCCGCCCUGCUCCUCCUCCUCGGGGCCACCAUAACAGAAGCUCGCGUCCUCCGCCGCGUCAAUGACCGCUCCCUCUUCGACGCCACCUCCGAAUGCAAAAAAGCAUCGUACCCCGAUCUCUGCAAUUCCCUCGCUCCCUCAGCGUCGGUCGGGUCCCUGACCGCCGCAUCCAUCGACGUGGCCACGUCCAAAGCCAAGGAGGCAGCAGCCAUUUCCGCCAAGCUUAUGAAAGCCCCUGGCACCGAGAAGCUGAUGAAGUCCACCCUGUGUGUUUGCCGUGAUGCCUUCAGCUCCGUAGCUGACAGUCUCCAGUUGUCAGCCAAGAACCUCAAGGAUGCAGCGCACACUGACCUCAUGGUGAACCUCUCCGCCGCGAUGAGCCUCAAGGCCAACUGCGCUGAUGCGUUCCAGGAUUGGCCGGGUUUGGUGUCACCUGUUGCCGAUAUCAACGACCACCUUUCGAAACUGGUUAGUAAUAGCCUGGACCUGGCUUCUACUUUGAAGAACUGAGGAGAGACAUCCACGUAAAGAGCAACUGGCGAGAUAAUAUAUUGAUCAUAGAAGUGAAGGUGGAGGAUGUUUUUAUUUGGAUUAAAUGAUUUAAAAUGAUCUGUGAAGCUGUGAGGUUUAAGAUUCAUGUCUCGGUUAUAGACCACCUUCUCCUCGUCUUUUUAUUCA